Nannospalax galili (Upper Galilee mountains blind mole rat) is the source of this 1179-nucleotide messenger RNA. It is a transcript of the gene Tex55, whose product is annotated as testis expressed 55. Gene Ontology annotation, cellular component: nucleus. The coding region runs from base 1 to 1179 and encodes 392 amino acids. The transcript is spliced from 4 exons. NCBI's taxonomy places the organism in Eukaryota, Metazoa, Chordata, Mammalia, Rodentia, Spalacidae. The record is from RefSeq and is a predicted model, not a curated record.
AUGGAUGAGCCUCUGGAAGAGGCUCCAGCAGGAUCCUUGAAAAAUGAAAACACAGUCCAACCCUUAACUGCUGACCACUUUAAUAACAGUGAAGACUCUCAGAAGACUCAGGUUGAAGAGGAAGCAACUGACCAAUCUGCCCGAAGAGUACCGGGCCAGGCUUCUCACAAAGUUUCUGAACACGCUGGGGUCGGGUCAUCUGAGCAGAUUGACGACAAGGUAUCCAGUCAAGCUGAGAGAAGAGCUUCCCAGCAGGCUGACCGCAGAUCAUCUGGCCCAGCUGAGAGAAGAGCUUUCCAGCAGGCGGACCAAAGAACAUCUGGUCAAGCAGAGAGAAGGAUUUCUGAGCCAACUGGUCAACAAUUUCCCAGCCUACCUGAGAGAAAAGCCCCUGAACAGUUAUAUGACAGAGUAUCUGUAUCAUCUGAUGGAAAAGCCUCAGAGUGGACUGGCCUGUCUGAUCAAAGAACUUCAGAAGAGAUUGAAAUUUCAGAGAAAACUGACCAGGUUUGGUUGGAUCAAGACGACCACAGAACAGUAAAGAGUCAGAGCCAACCCGAUUACCGUGAUGGCAGUGAUGAAUAUUAUUACCAGGCUGUCAGCUCCACCAAAAGACAGACUGACUACCGAUCAUACUACAAAACAAUUGCCCAGACUGAGAACCGAGUGUUACCUGAGUUUAGUGAAAGCAUUGAGGACAAAGAAGCUAAUAAAAUACAGCCCUUCAAAUUUGAAGAUAGCCAAACAGACCUCAAAUCCAGGCUUUCAUCUAUAGUAGAAACUGAAAGUACAACCACUAACCAAGCCUAUAACCCACCUGAUACCGGAUUUACCAGUGAUUCACCAUCUUCUUGUGAAAAACUGCCCUCCAUCACAACCAAAGUGUACUAUACCUCCAGUCAGGAAAAAGUUCAAGCCACAGAAACCAGUACUGAUAAUCUUUCAGAAUUUGAACAAAGAAAGUAUUCUCAUAGAUCCAGUCAAAGUUACAAGAGGAGGUUCCCUCCGAUUGUUUAUGAAGAUCCUUACCAAGUUUCACUCCGAUACAUGGAGAAGCACAACAUUCUGCAUAUAUUCCAGCAGAUCACAGAAAACCUCAUCUAUGAGAAGCCAGAGGACCCCCUCAUCUUCAUGCUGUCCCAGGUUCAGGAAAUGAUCAGACACAGAGAUCAGAAGUGA